Messenger RNA from Cuscuta campestris, 1650 nucleotides. The record is from the annotation of a GenBank genome assembly. Lineage: Eukaryota; Viridiplantae; Streptophyta; Magnoliopsida; Solanales; Convolvulaceae.
CUUCACUCCUCCACUAGCCGCCACCAUCUCCUAUAAAUUGCGAGGAUGGAAACUGCAGAAGCUUUCAGAAGAAGAAGAAAAAGAAAAGCUCAGAAAUGGCAGAAAAGGUCGGCGAAGAGAAGAAGCAGCAUGAGACUCUUCCUCUUCUCACUCCUUACAAAAUGGGCAAUUUUCAAUUAUCCCACAGAAUUGUUCUGGCGCCCCUGACGAGGCAGAGGUCUUACAGAAACGUUCCUCAGCCGCACGCCAUUUUAUAUUACUCUCAGAGAACCACAAAUGGGGGGCUUCUGAUUGCAGAAGCCACUGGAGUUUCCGACACCGCCCAAGGAUAUCCGGAUACACCUGGUAUAUGGACAAAGGAGCAGGUUGAGGCUUGGAAGCCCAUUGUGGAUGCAGUGCAUGCUAAAGGCGGUAUCUUCUUCUGCCAGAUUUGGCAUUGUGGUAGAGUUUCAAAUUCAGGUUUUCAGCCGAACGGGCAGCAGCCUGUCUCCAGCACAGAUAAGGCAUUAACUCCCCAAGUACGAUCCAAUGGCAUUGAUGUUGCUCCAUUUACACCUCCACGCCGUUUAAGGACUGACGAGAUCCCUCAGAUCAUCAAUGAUUUCAGGCUUGCUGCAAGAAAUGCUAUCGAAGCCGGUUUUGAUGGAGUGGAGAUCCACGGGGCUCACGGGUAUCUGAUCGACCAGUUCCUGAAAGACCAAGUGAACGACCGGACCGACCAAUACGGGGGAUCUCUGGAGAACCGGUGCAGGUUGGCUUUGGAGAUAGUCGAAGCCGUGAGCAACGAGAUCGGAGCUGACAAGGUAGGAAUAAGGCUCUCCCCCUUUGCUGACUACAUGGAGAGUGGGGACUCUAACCCCAAGGCCUUGGGACUCUACUUGGCUGAAUCAUUGAACAAGUUUGGGGUUCUCUACUGCCACAUGGUUGAGCCAAGAAUGAAAACCGUGGGGGAGAAGUCGCCCGAAUGCCCCCACAGUCUUUUGCCAAUGAGAGAUGCCUUCAAUGGGACUUUCAUGGUCGCCGGAGGGUAUGAUAGGGAAGAUGGGGCCAAUGCCAUUGCCGAAAACCGGGCUGAUCUUGUGGCUUAUGGUCGCUGGUUCUUGGCGAAUCCAGAUUUGCCCAAGAGGUUCGAGAUCAACGCCCCUCUCAACAAGUAUAACCGAGAGACGUUCUAUAUCUCGGACCCGGUUGUCGGGUACACGGACUAUCCGUUUCUUGAAACCACUGCUUGAUCAUAUGAUCAUAUAGGAGUAAAUUCUAUAAAUGAUCCCUAAUUACAGCUGGUUUUUCAUAUUUAGUAUCCAAUUCUAAGAUAUUCCAUAAAUGAUCUUCAAUUUUUGAAAAUUAUUCAAAAAAUAGUGUUUUAGGUCAAAUAUGACAAAAUAUUUUUUCCAUAUAUAGUCAUUGAAGGACUGAUUAUGAAGUAGGUUUUUAAAAAUUGAAGAUCAUUUAUCUAAUAUCUUAGAAUUGAGAACUAAAUAUAAAAAAUCAUUUGUAAGUAGAGACUAUUUAUGAAAUUUAUUCAUCAUCAUAUAGUGUUCAAUGCCUUGGCCUCCAUUAGGAGUUCAAAGGUUUCAAUCUCAGGACAUCUGUGUUGUUGUAUUGUUCGGAUUUGUUUUUGUUAAAAAAAAAUAAAUGUUUGUGGUCUGG